GCUCAAUUCGGCCAAAUUGAAGAAAGGCCUCAAAAUUUAUCCAUUGCUCUACCCUCUAUGCCCAUUAACCUUCUCCAAUAAACACCACCACUAUAUAUAAAGGCCAAUCUAUAUACACAGAGCUCCUUCAUAGUCAUAUAUAGGCAUCAACACUUUUUCUUGAUACACAUACAAAGCACAAAUUAAGCUAGCUAUAGCAAUGACUCUGUUAAUAACAGAGGAGUUGAAGGCCAAAGCAGAGGUGUGUCAUGGGGACCAAGUUUGCAGGGAGAAGUUCUCUUUGUUGCUUGCAGGAAUUGGUCUCCCAGAUGGAUUGUUAAGCGUAGAGGACAUUGAAGAAUGCGGGUAUGUGAAGGAAAUAGGCUUUGUUUGGCUCAAGCUUGACAAGAAGAGGGAGCACCGGUUUGACAACAUACUUGUUUGCUAUGAUUCAAUUGUUACUGCAUAUGUGGAGCCAAACAAGAUUAAGAAUCUCACUGGGGUGAGAGCUAGGGAUUUCUUGAUCUGGUUCACCUUGACUGAGAUUCAUGUGAAGGGUCCUCCAGAGGGAUCUGUCAUCACUUUCAAGUCUCUGGUUGGAUUGUCCAUGUCCUUUCCUCUGUCUAUCUUCCAAUCAGGGAAACAGGGGAAGCAAGAAGCAGCAAAGGAAGAGAAGUGGUGGAGGAUGAUUAAGCAUUAAUUAAUUAAUUAAUUAGUGCAAAAAAAUAGUAAUUGUAUAUCAUGAAUGGAUUAUUGAUCAGAUUAUGCUGAUGUAAAUGUAAUGGACUUUGUAUA
Lotus japonicus is the source of this 774-nucleotide messenger RNA. RefSeq lists its product as uncharacterized. The transcript has a single exon. The record is from RefSeq and is a predicted model, not a curated record. Bases 200 to 679 code for a protein of 159 amino acids. Lineage: Eukaryota; Viridiplantae; Streptophyta; Magnoliopsida; Fabales; Fabaceae.